AAUAAAAUCAUAGAAUAAAAUAAUAAAAGUGAUUGAAGAGACAUCUAUAGGUGAUCAACUACAUCAAACUGAGUUUGUCUGGAAUCGGCCAUUUCUUGUUCUUUCGGAAAACUAAAAAAACGUGAAACAUGGGUCGUAUGCACGCUCCUGGUAAGGGUAUUUCCCAAUCAGCACUUCCAUACAGACGAAGUGUACCAACAUGGUUAAAAUUAAGUGCCGGUGAUGUCAAAGAUACAAUCUUCAAAUAUGGCAAAAAAGGUUUAACCCCAUCACAAAUUGGUGUAAUUCUUCGAGAUUCAUAUGGAGUUGCUCAAGUACGUUUCGUUACUGGUAACAAAAUUUUACGAAUAAUGAAGGCAAUGGGUUUAGCACCAGAUCUACCUGAAGAUUUAUACUAUUUAAUUAAGAAAGCUGUUGCUAUUCGUAAACAUUUGGAAAGAAAUCGUAAAGAUAAAGACAGUAAAUUCCGUUUGAUUUUAGUUGAAUCACGUAUUCAUCGAUUGGCACGAUACUACAAAACAAAGAGUGUACUUGCACCAAAUUGGAAAUACGAAUCAAGCACAGCUUCUGCUCUUGUCGCUUAAUUAUGUAUUAUUAUAUAUUAUAAACUUUCAAUAAACAAAUUUUUUUUUUUGAUUAA
Molecule: messenger RNA, 640 nt
Organism: Chrysoperla carnea
Lineage: Eukaryota; Metazoa; Arthropoda; Insecta; Neuroptera; Chrysopidae
Gene: RpS13
Product: 40S ribosomal protein S13
Exons: 3
Coding region: 129-584 (151 amino acids)
Biological process (GO): translation
Cellular component (GO): cytosolic small ribosomal subunit; nucleolus; ribosome
Molecular function (GO): small ribosomal subunit rRNA binding; structural constituent of ribosome
Source: RefSeq, a predicted model, not a curated record